Messenger RNA from Glossina fuscipes, 1574 nucleotides. RefSeq names its product ester hydrolase C11orf54 homolog. The transcript has 6 exons. The coding region runs from base 100 to 1092 and encodes 330 amino acids. NCBI's taxonomy places the organism in Eukaryota, Metazoa, Arthropoda, Insecta, Diptera, Glossinidae. Gene Ontology annotation, cellular component: nucleus. The record is from RefSeq and is a predicted model, not a curated record. Gene Ontology annotation, molecular function: zinc ion binding; hydrolase activity, acting on ester bonds.
AUAACAGAGAAAUUACAGAUCUGCUUACCUAGUUGGCCUAGUUAACAGUUCGUAAAGAAAUUAUUAAAUGUCAUACUGUAGUUAUGGUUCUGACAUAGUAUGCAAAGUUUUCCAACAUAUCUCUGUUCCAAAUUUUGGGUCGGAUGGGUGCUUUCUGUCCAAGAUAUGGAAUUCUUCUUUGACUGCGGGCUAUGUGAGGCCAAUCGCGUUUUGCAAUCAAUUCUAACCAGAAAUUUUGAAAAUGUUACCGUAAACGUUAGCCAAUGUCCAAAUCUAAGUGCAUCGGAAUAUGGAUUAAUGGACAUAGGUCUUGGCGGUUGUCCAACACUUUUGGAAUUGGGUGGAGCGCCUUAUUUGUUGCCGAAAGUUCAAAAAGAUAAACUUUAUGAUAUUAAAGCUAUAUGCAGAAAAUCUAUGGGUGAAGGAAAAAUAUUGGCAGUGGGAGCUGGUGCCGGUCCGUAUCCAUUACGUAAUACCAAUUGUGAGGGCAUUUUCAAUCUAAGUAUAUCCGCUCAAGACGAAAUAAAAAACGGCAGCUACACUGCAAAAAUAACAGGAUUACAAGAAGAUUGCUUAUUGGAACCAAUACCGGAUACGGAAACACGUUGCGCAUUACUAUUGAAUUUAUAUGUGUGCCGAGGUGAACCGGGGCCAGUCUUAAAGAUCAACUGCAAAAAGCGUACCGGACAUAUGAAUUUUAUUGAAUGCAUACGAAAAGGCUUGUACGAGAAAUAUCAAGACAAAUGUGUGGGUUUGGGUGGCUUAUUCUUACUCAAAAAUGGUAAAGCUCAUCAGCAUGUUAUGCGUGAUUUUAGUCGCAGCCCAAUACAUACGGAGAGUGAAUUAAAUCAAUGGUUAAAAUUUUUUGAGAUGCCUGGAACUUUACACGCUGUGGGCACACUGGUGACGCAUGAGCACGAUUUGGACUUACGUUUACAGCAUUUUCAUUCAUUUUCACGUACAAAAUGGGGUGGUCAUUAUCACUACGACACUACUCCGGACACGAUAGAAUAUGAAGCAUAUUUUAAUGUAGCUGAACGUAUAGUGCGUGUUGACAAGCCGAAGACAACGCAUAAAUUUGGUAGAGAUUAACCAGAACUUUUUAUGAAGCUUCAAGUCUAUUUAAUAUUUAAUAAACUUAUAAUAAUUAUUUUUUUCUUUGUCUUUGUUGAAAUAACUUAUAAACAGAAGCCACAAAAUUCUUUAAUAAAAAAAAAAAAGAACAUCAGACCUAUAAAAUAAAUGCUAUAAUAUUUGAACUUAUAUAUAAUAAGUAGUCAUAACCUAAAAUGUGACUCUUAACAUUUGUAUAUACAUAUAUAAUUACGCUGGUCGUUAAAUUGUAAGUAAUGUCCAUUGUGGUUGAAGAGAGUAAAUAAAUACUAUUGUGGCACAAUAGGGUGUGGCCUUGGCUAUUAUUAUAUUAAUAUAGCUGUUUGUCUUACUCUAAUCUUAGCUCUCAAUCAUUGCGAUGCGCAUGCGCUUUCUCUCCUCUCUUUUUUUCUCCUUCUCUAGAUGUUUGCACUGUAUUGAAGCAUUAAUUGCAAAUACCAAUCAACUUUUGCUUACUUUAG